This is a messenger RNA of Silurus meridionalis, 4646 nucleotides long. RefSeq names its product fibronectin leucine rich transmembrane 3 (gene flrt3). Lineage: Eukaryota; Metazoa; Chordata; Actinopteri; Siluriformes; Siluridae. The record is from RefSeq and is a predicted model, not a curated record. Gene Ontology annotation, molecular function: protein binding. The transcript is spliced from 3 exons. The coding region runs from base 1475 to 3424 and encodes 649 amino acids.
ACACAAACAAUCUUUGUUUCUCAUUAACCGCAUACAAUAACAAUAAUAAUCCUCCCGAUAAGCCUUGAGUCCAUCUCACUGACACUCUGCUCCCUGUAACUUCUUCUUCUUCUUCGUCUUCUUCAUCCACUGCCGUGAGAAGUGUCCACUCCUGGAGAGGCUCUUCAGGGCCCCUUUUUUUUCUUCUUUUUUUUCUUUUUUUUUUUUUUUUGCUCAUCUCCCUUUCUCUAACUCCCCCUAGUGCCCACAUCAUUCGCUCGUGUGAGUCUUAGCUAAGCUCUAGGAGUGGAGAAAGGGAGAGAGGGAGGAAGGGAAUGAGAGAGAGAAAGAGAGAGGGGGGGGUGACAAAGGGGAGGAGGCAAGGGAAAGUGUGAAGCCCCUCCUCUGGAUGACAUCAGCACCAGGGCUGAGGCAGAGCUGGAGGCAGAUGUAACUUCACACUUAUAGUGAGCUCCAGGCAGCUGAGCAGACCUGGUGAAUCUUCUCAACCUCUUGCUCUUGCUCUCACUCUUGCCAAGGAGCGUGUAUUUGCGUAUGUGUGUGUGUGUGCGUGUGUGUAUGUGUGCGCGUUCUCGUGUGAAUACAUGUGAGGACAUCACAACACACCGACAGUCUUCUGCGACUUCUGGGUUUAUUCCUUUUGGAUUUUCUAAGACGUUGGAUAUAUACGCUGUGGACUGACUCUUUGGUUGAAGGAUAUUUCUUUCAGUUCGCGCAAUUUUUUUUUCUGGGAGCUUUGCAGGAUCUCCUCUGAGGUUGCGAUCAGCAUGAACUUCCACCUGGCCGUAUGAGGUCAUGCUUCUAAGGAGAGCAAAGGCCCACAAGAUGCUUUCACAACGUAGUUCCAGCAGUUGAGCCACCAGGCUGGAUACGUUCUUCAUGCUCCUUCCACGAGAGCAGGAACACGACUCGGGGAUAACUCCUAACAGAGAACAAGAGCCUCCUGGGAUUUCAGCCUGCCUUUACCUGCAGGCUAAGUGGGCUCGGGGCUCUUGAGGUCAUGUCCAUUCUGGCGACGGACAUACCGGAACCCUCCAAAGGAGUCUCCAAGACUCACAAAAGGUUUUAAUUAGGGGUCCGAACCACUGCUCCGUGAAGUGAAAGGAUCCUUCACGCACCCUUUUUAUCUUUUUUUUUCUUAUUUGUUUUCACCCAUUGCUUUUUUUUAAUUAUUCGAAUUGCAUGCCUGCAUUAGUGCACCAAGGUCUUGAAAGUCUUGAAGCAGAGGAGUUGAUCUUUAGAGGUUUAUCUACCACAAAGCCUUUGAUGGUAUGAACUGUAGACACUGCGGUCCAAGCCAGGAGGUCAGCAGGACAAACGAGGAUCAGCUGGAUCAGGAUAUAACUAAAGAAGAGAGUCCUCGGACAGUGCAGAGAAGAAAACAAGCAGAGGAGCUUAAAGCGUCACUGGAUUUUUGGGUGAAAGAAGAGGAUUAGCUGGCUCCUCUAAAUCAGGGAGGACAAACGAGCCUAGAAUGGCGUGCCAGUACAAGUCGUUCUUUGUCUUCUUCAUCAGAGCUGGUGUUCUCCUGGGCCUGGCAAAUCCACUGGUGACCUCCGCCUCCUGUCCAUCACAGUGCCGGUGCGAUGGGACUUUCAUCUACUGCAAUGACCGGGAGCUGACUUCGAUUCCUACAGGAAUCCCACAGGACGCCACCGUCCUCUUCCUCCAGAACAACCGAAUUAAGAGUGCUGGUAUCCCCGCUGAUCUACGGAGACUCAGCAACGUGGAGAAGAUCUACCUAUAUUGCAACAACCUGGAUGAAUUUCCUACCAAUCUUCCUCUAAAUGUCAAGGAGCUCCACCUUCAGGAAAACAACAUCCGGACUAUCACUCACGCCUCCCUGGCUCAAAUUCCCUUUAUCGAGGAAUUACACUUGGAUGACAAUUCCGUAUCGGCCGUCAGCAUAGAGGAGGGGGCGUUCCGAGACAGCAACCAUCUGCGGUUGCUCUUCCUUUCACGCAAUCACCUGAGCACCAUUCCUCCUGGCCUUCCCAUGACCAUAGAGGAGCUUCGCUUCGAUGACAACCGAAUCUCCUCGAUUUCCGAGGUGUCCCUGCAAGAUCUGAUCAAUCUAAAACGCCUAGUGCUGGAUGGCAAUCUCUUGAACAACAGGGGGAUUGGGGAAAUGGCCUUUGUUAAUUUGAUCAAUCUGACCGAACUUUCGCUGGUGCGGAACUCCCUAACAUCACCACCUGCCAACCUGCCCGGCACCAGCCUUGAGAAAUUACAGCUGCAGGACAACCAUAUAGACAGGGUACCAGUAGGCUCUUUUGCGUUUCUCCGCCAGCUGUACCGCCUGGAUCUGUCGGGCAACAAAUUGAACAGCCUGCCCAUGGGGGUCUUUGACGACCUCGAUAACCUUACCCACCUGCUGCUGCGCAACAAUCCGUGGUACUGCAACUGCAGAAUGAAGUGGGUAAGAGACUGGCUGCGCUCUUUGCCCUCGAAGGUCAAUGUGCGGGGCUUCAUGUGCCAAGGCCCGGAUAAGGUCAAAGGAAUGGCGAUCAAGGAUCUUUCCACAGAGCUGUUCGAAUGCUCGGAUUCCGAAGUUGCGACAACGUACGAGACGAGCACAGUCUCCAUUACGCUGCCGCCUUCUCGACCCCAGUGGCCACUCUAUGUGACUAAAAGACCGGUAAUUAAGGGGCCAGACUUCGGAAAGAACUAUCGAAGUACGACGCCGUCGAGUCAUAAGAUCAUCACAAUAAGCGUCAAAUCCAGCACUCCGGACACGGUACACAUAUCCUGGCGGGUAUCGCAGCCAAUGACUGCUCUGCGUCUCAGCUGGUUAAAGCUGGGCCACAGCCCUGCCUUCGGGUCCAUCACAGAGACCAUUGUGCAAGGGGAUAGGACGGAGUACCUGCUCACAGCCCUGGAGCCCGAAUCUUCCUAUCGGAUAUGCAUGGUUCCUAUGGAGACCAGUAAUAUUUACCUGUCAGAUGAGACGCCCGUUUGCAUAGAGACAGAAACGGGCUCCUUAAAAGCGUACAACCCCACUACAACCUUAAACCGGGAGCAGGAGAAGGAGCCUUACAAAAAUUCUAGUCUGCCUUUAGCUGCUAUCAUAGGAGGAGCCGUGGCACUUUCGGCCAUCGUGAUGCUGGCCCUGGUCUGCUGGUACAUCCACAGGAAUAGUUCGUUGUUUUCCAGGAAUUGCACGUACAAUAAAGGGCGCAGGAGGAAGGACGAUUAUGCGGAAGCGGGCACAAAGAAGGACAACACCAUCUUGGAGAUUAGAGAGACUUCUUUUCAAAUGAUUCCCAUAAAUCACAUGCCGGUGACCAAGGAAGAGUUUGUGAUACACACAAUUUUUCCUCCAAACGGUUUGAAUCUCUACAAGAGUCCGCACAGUGAAAACAGCAUCAACAACAGAAGCUACAGAGACAGUGGAAUACCAGAUUCAGACCACUCCCAUUCAUGAUGACUUGUGCUGAUUUCAAGAACAUUUUAUUACUAGUGACUGACAUCAGGACUGCCCGGUCUUUUACAAAAACACUGGAUUGAGAAGACUGAGAAAGCAAUGUUCUGUACAUUUGCCAUAUAAUUUAUAUUUAAGGACGGUUUAUUAAAAAGAAACACGGCUCCUAUUGCAGGCCAUCACUGGGUCCUCAGUGUGUGCGCUCAACAACGAUAUAUUUUAGAGGUUUGUAGUAAUUUGUACUGUACAUCCUUUGCUUAAGGUUUCAGACCAAUUGAGAAAAAGAAAAAAAAAAAAACGUCUUUGUGCUCGACUGAGAUAUCAACUGUGAAAGUGGGUUUUCAUUGCCGUGUUAAAACAAUCAGAGUUUAGAGAACCUUGUAGAAGCACAGGUCAUAACGUUCACCAUAACGUCGUUCUCGGAAAAAUAAAACAAAACAAAAAAAAACGGCCGACAGAAAAAAAAAACAGGGCACGGUUGAAUCAAUGGGUAGAAAAGCUUUUCUUUUUUUCCGUCUUAUCUGUAUCGGACGGACCUAGACGUGUUUUUUCGGUCGAACGGCACCUCGAUAAUACGUUAGGGAUCUUAGUUGACAUUUUCAACAGUGUUGUCAGGCUUUAAGUCUCGCAAGUAUGGAGAUGUAUUGCUUCCUGAGAGAGCUAGCACAGCACAGAGCCCAGUGACGUGGUCCUCGGCUGGGUAGGCUUGUCCGGCACGUGGACAGGCAAAGCACAGAUAUAACGAGAGGUGGCUGCUCUGUGGCAGUGUCUCUCGCCGACACGGGGGAAAGAAAUCCUUUAGGUGUGAACCAAUUGUACUUGUACAUGAUGCUCUUGAAGAGGAACACAGUCAGGGCAGAGAUAAGGACAUGCUACAUGAUAAGGUUUUUUUUUUCUGUUUUGUUUUUCGUUUUUUUUUACUUGGAAUACAAGUGUGAAUUUGUUUAUAAUUAUCUGUAUUUUUAUUUUGUAUUUUUUUUCCAAAGCCACUUUUAUGUUGCGACAACUGAAAGUUAAUUGUUCCUUACCAACUGAAGACCAAAGUGCAUAUAUGCCCUUUGGCCAGUCUUGUAUGUGCCUUGAUACAAUGCUUCUUGUAUUUAGCUUUUUAAAAAAAUAGAAAAAAAAAUAAAGAAUAAAAUUGGUGAGUUAACUUUUUUCAUACACACUUGAAUAUGAUAAACUCUUGGUCAUAAUGCAGAAAUAAAAGUGGACAAAAAAUCGA